Molecule: messenger RNA, 398 nt
Organism: Cylicostephanus goldi
Lineage: Eukaryota; Metazoa; Nematoda; Chromadorea; Rhabditida; Strongylidae
Source: the annotation of a GenBank genome assembly
AUGCAAAGGGGUAUUAUCGCCAUCUUGGGGCUUGUCAUAUUUGGCAUGGCUGUGAUAGGAACCAUAACCUCCAGCUUCGUAGAGAUAGACAGUGAUCCAGUUAGUGAAGUAAGCAUUGACAAAGCACCAAGUGAUUCUUUACGAUUAAUUGUUGUUGGAGACACUGGAGGAUUACCGGUCUAUCCAUACUUCUCGUAUGCGCAAAAGAGAGUUGCCAAAGCUAUGGAGAAGGUAGCGGAGAGUAAAAAGGUCCAGUAUGUGAUCAAUGUCGGUGAUAACAUCUACUUUACUGGAGUGGAGAACGAAUAUGAUCCGCGUUUUCUUGUAAGUUUUGAACCAAUAAUUUGGAAACAAUCUACCGUACUCGUCUUGUUCACCUGCCUUACGGUGAAGUAAGG